GGCAGCAACGAUGUCUACCAGUUUCUGUCUGGAGUUCCUAUCACCCCUCAGACCAGAUUUCUUCAGCUGAGCCAGCCAGAUGUACUCGAAGAUUUCCAGAAAGUCAUCCAUUAUAUGAGGUUUGCCCUGGCUGUUUAUGGCUGGCCUGUCUAUGUGAUGGUGCAUCCAGGCACAUGGUGCUGCAGAUUACUACCACUGUUGAGAUGUUGCUGCUGCAAAAAGCCCCAGAACGUGGAGGUGGUAGAUGACAAUUGCUGCUUGUGUAACUUCAGCACUGCCAAACAAACCAGUGGUCUGCAGAACCUGGACCUUGUUUAUUGUACCUACCAUGUUGAUAUUGGAGAAACUCCAUUCUUUGUUGCUCUGGAUCAUGUCUACAAAAAAGUUGUUGUGGCAGUGAGAGGCACACUGUCAUUGCAGGAUGUACUAACUGACCUAAAAGCCGAACCUGAAAAUUUGCCAAUAAAUCCUCCCAGAGAUGAUUGGCAAGGUCAUAAGGGCAUGAUUCAAGCUGCCGUCUACAUCAAGAAGAAGCUAAUUAAUGAUGGCAUCCUGCAGAUGGCGUGGGAUAGAGACGAGGCAUAUACAAAUAGCACUGACUGGUUGCGAUCGGCCAGGGAGACAGCAAAAUAUGAUCUAGUCUUGGUUGGACACUCUCUUGGAGCUGGGACAGCAGCCAUUCUGGCAAUCCUACUUAAGGCUGACUACCCUAACUUACAUUGUUAUUCCUAUAGCCCACCUGGUGGUUUACUUACGUUGCCCUGUGUGGAAGCAACCAAGUCAUUCAUCACUUCAGUUGUUGUUGGCAAGGACUGUGUGCCUAGGAUUGGAUUACCACAGUUAGAAAUGUUGAGAGCUGACAUUCUCAAUCACAUAAAAAACACAAAUGAAGCCAAGUGGAAGAUCAUCUUUAGGGGUCUCAUGUGCUGCGGCCGAUACUCUGAUACCAAUCCAGCAGAUGAACUGCUAGAACGAGAUGUUACUGCUCAUCCUAGCAACUCUGCCAUUGGACUUUCUGCCCACAUGCCUUUGUAUCCACCAGGGCAAAUGAUUCAUGUUGUUCGAAGUCAUAUUAAAGAUAAAAGAACAAAGGGCUUCUGCAGCAGUUCUAAGCCCAUAUAUCAAGCAGUCUGGGCCAGUAAUGGAGAUUUUGAUGAAGUUCUGGUCUCACCAACGAUGGUCAAUGAUCACAUGCCUGAUAAUGUUUUGGAGGCUCUGGAAAAGGUUGUGAUGAAAGUUGCACCAGAGAAGCCAGUUCAUACGCUGACUGAAGAUCAGCGACGAGAAAUGCUCAGUCACCCUUCUGUGUCUUCUUUGGCCACACCAACUGCUUCUGAGGUCAACAACUCUUCUGAAAGAACUCAGAAUGCACAUGGCUCUGAAGACAGUACUUCUCACAAUAAUGAAAACAACUUUAAUGGCAAUGGAGAGGCCCUUAUAGAAGAGGAUGAAACAUCAGCAUUGUUCGGAAUGCAUAGGAGUGAAAUAGAAGAUUUGGUGAGAGCUCCACUUGCCAGCCCUGAAACACUGUCUUUAGCUUCAGGGGUUACUGUUUUCAGUCCUAGUUCUAGUAUACUAGGUAGAGAGAGUUUGAAACAGUCCUUGCCUCGUUGUGUGGAAAAACAGAUGGAUAGUUCCAGCGAAACACCUGACAGCAGUGGUAUUAAUUCAAACAAGAACCAUUCUUAUAAAGAAAGUAGGAGUGUCUCACAGGCAAGCAGGAGUUCAUCUUCAAAAGGCAACAGCGUUUCUUCCGCACUUGAAGAUGCAGAAGCAACAAAACAGUCAGAAUCUGAUGACUACAAAGGUAAACUAAAAACUGGGAACACAAUAAGUGUUACAGCAGAGGUUGUCAAUGAAAUGAUGAAACAGAAUGUGAAGGCAUCUCCACUUGCAUUUGAAAAUGAAGAGACAAUGUCAGGAGGAAGUGAAUUCGGUGACAGUUUAGGGCAAAGACAGGAGAUUCCAGACUUCAGCACUGCUGUCCUGGAACCCUCGUCCCACACACAUGUCAUAAGUGCUUCAUGUCAGAAUCCUGGCAACCCAGCACACAUUUUGCAGAACUUUACAGAAAAUAUUAAUAAUGGGCCUCCUUGUGAUCUAGCAUUGAAUAUAGAACUGGAGUCUGAUCUUGCUCGGAAGGAAAGCGAAGAUGGAACAGGAGUAAGAGACAGUUAUACUCGACAUUCACCUCUGGAAUCAAAUCAGCAUGAAUACGCUCAUCCUAAUAUUUAUUACUCUCAAGCUGGAAUAGGCUACCCACAUAAUGCCUUUCAUCCACCCAUGAGAUUUUACUCUUUUCCCGAUGAACAACCAACAGAGAAUUUUGGAAAUAAUGACACUGAUGAACUUGAGGAUGAUGGAAAUCAGCCAUUAAUUAACACAGACUCUUAUAGAAUUGCUGUUGUAAAUGAAAGUGAUUCACGUGUUAGAAAAGUUGGACCUAGAAGGCCAUUUACUCAUGCUGAAUCAGAAUCUAAUCUUCUGUCCCACAAAAGGUUGUUACCUAAAAUGAAGCGUUCAGCCGAACAAGAUGACAUUGUUCAUUUAUGUGAUGCUUUAGAAGUGUUUGAAAAUGAAGAGGACAAAGUUCGAUUAUGUCAGUCUUCUGAAAAGUUGAAUGAAGAAGAAUUAAAUGAUCCACCUAGUUUAGAUGAAGAUUCUGAGAGUUUCAGCAUGUCACUGUCUCCAUUUAAUAUGUCUUCCAAGAAAACGUCACUCUCGUUUGAUGAGAGCAUUGGAAUUCAUCCCUCUCAAGUAAUCGGCUCUUUCUAUGGAACAGAAACCGUACAAGCUGGUCACAGUCAAGACUCUUUUGACCCACAUGAACAGCAGCUUUCAUGUGCAGAAUUUGAGGACAUGAAUUGUACCACAGUAUUCAAAGUCAGCCAGAAGGAGCAACAAGCCAUGAAUCAAGAUGAAAAUACCCCUCUAUUAAUAAACAAGACCAGUCAAGAGACAGUCAAAGAGAAACAACCGUUAGAUAGUGUUGCAAAUGUAGUCAUAGGACAAGGAAAUUAUAAUUCAAUGCAGGAAACUCACUUGUGA
This is a messenger RNA of Candidula unifasciata, 3048 nucleotides long. Lineage: Eukaryota; Metazoa; Mollusca; Gastropoda; Stylommatophora; Geomitridae. The record is from the annotation of a GenBank genome assembly.